AUGCGGGGCCCACCGACGCUGUGGCCGGCCGUACCGCCCCUAUUGUUUCUGAUUUUCUUCAUAGCUAAGCCUAUAACGGCAGCUGUUGAUUUCCAAAAAUGCUGCACCCUCGUUCCCGUCUCCGAGGAGCUUGGACCACUUCAGUGGGACGCCUGUCAUUCCUCUUACAACUCUUCCGAGACCGAUCCUGAUAAGAAAUGGGCUCCGGAGAUUGCGACUACCUAUUCCUGGUGCCAUAAGGUCUGCGAAGCAAGCGGUGACUUUGAAGUAAGCGAUACUAGUCAAUGGCUGUCACCGUUAGCAGCAUGGGUUAUCCCCGCCUCGGCACUUCUGUUCCUACUACCCAUUUCCGAACAUCUCAAAAGCAGCGAACAAUACUUCCGACGGUCAAAGAAGGAGAAACAAUGGGACAAGUAUGUUGCUAAUUGGUGGUUUCCCCUUGUGGAAUAUAUUCAGAUAUUGGGGGAUCCUGCCAGCGCGUUUAACGGGGCACUGGCGGAGAUGAUUGCCGACUGGACACUCUGUUUAUCAAUGCAAAAGCCGCUCAAUGGGAAGAGGGAACGGAACCUUAUUCUUAUUGUCAUCCUAGCAGAGCAGGCAGACUUUUGGAAUGUUCCGGCGAGGAACACCAUUGAAUUGGUGGCCGGGUCCAGUCGUGCGAGAGAGUACACGCGGAGUGCGGGGCGAGUCAUCUGGAGCGCUAGAAAGAAAUUUAAUACAUCCGUGGUCUUACCCAUUGCGCUAUAUAUUGGCGUUGCAGCCGCAGUUUUCUAUGACGCCUAUCAGAAACUUGGUGAUAAUAGUACCUCGUAAGUUUCCUUCAGGUGGAAUGCUCAUUGUGGUGGCAUACAUACUAAUCCAACAUACAUUACAGACACAGUCUAGCGUAAGUCCCACCUUUCCUAACCCUUUUAUGAGGUGUUGCAUAUCCUAAACCUGACAGUUAUGGCGUUUGGUACAAUUGGAUCCUAUUGCUCUCGGUCUUCGCCAAUUGCUUUGCUUCACACUCGAACCUCGAUGCAGUUCGCAGUGGCAUGGAAAUAAUCCUACGUGGAGUAAUUGAGAAUCACACCAUCGCCCAAUUAUCAAAGGUUGGGUGGGAUAACCAGGCAGCCCAAACACUAGAUCAAUCCUACUACACCGCGAUAAAGUCCCUGUCACCAUACCCGGCGCCGCAUCCCCCGAUGCUUCUCAACCCGAGAGAUCUCUUCGCGGGAAACCUGGAGUGCAAGGGAGUGCCGUUACAUAAAAGAUAUCGAAACACCCGAAACUGGGUUCGAUGGCUCCAUAAGAAUGGAGUCGACAUUGCACGGCCAACCGAGGGAAUCUGGAGUUAUCAUAUAUUCUGGCCGGAUUGGUACUCAAGGCAUCAUCCAACGGUUUGCCACACCUUCCCGCAUAGUUCUAUUAACCCCACUAACAGAGCUCAACCUACGCUAGGCGAUGUAUCUUAUCACACAACUGCUCUCCUGGUUCUUCGUCCUCUUUUCCUGUGCAUGCGCUGCGAUCCGUUCGUCUCCCACUCCUCGCAAAAUUACUGCCAAAAUAUCUAACGAUCUCCAUCCUUGACCAGUUUCUUACACCACCCCAAAAGUAAGUCUCGGAUGCCGCUCAAUCAACCACGUCCUCUACGCCUCAAUAGCGCUCCUCAACGCAAUGAUCCGCGUCGCCAAAGACACCCUGGAAGAGUCCGAAUAUAUCCGAACGUAUCAGGUCGUAACAGUUAUCUAUCAUAUAAUGGGCUGCCUCAACGCCGUCCUCGUCCUAAUCGGGGGCUCCCUCCUUCAGAUAACGGGAGUCUUCCGGAACUGUUGGUGCAUGUCCGGUAUCGUCGGGCAGAAUCCAGACUCAAGAAUUAUCCUGAGUUCGAAUACGUACGCACAUCAAUACUGGGCCAGGACGCUAUGGCUAAGGGUUGCCUAUCUAGCAUACGGAGAGGUUGCAGGGUUUUGCGUUGUCGCGUUGUUCAUCCGGCUUUAUGUUGCACAUACCGUUCGGAAGUCGUUGGCUUAGGACAGAGUACGAUCUCUUUGGCGAUCGUUGUAUAUGCCUCGUGGUUGUGCUAUAGAUGGUGGGGGGUUUACAGGCCUGGAUCCUUGCGAUCUUGGGUAUUGAAUUUGGAAUAUAUAUACUAAAUAAUCAAGGGUAUGUAUCGUACCCUC
Tuber aestivum (summer truffle) is the source of this 2162-nucleotide messenger RNA. NCBI's taxonomy places the organism in Eukaryota, Fungi, Ascomycota, Pezizomycetes, Pezizales, Tuberaceae. The record is from the annotation of a GenBank genome assembly.